CGUCACCACCGCCGGUGCAGCACGGGAGGGCUCUGCCGGGCUCGGCGGAGCCGGGAGCCAGCCCCUGGCCGUGUCCCUGCGUCCCGGGGGGCAGGAGCUGUGGCCCCGGGGGACAUGGGGCUCUCACAAAGCAAGGGCAGUGACCCAGCGCCGAGCGGCAGCGUGGGGCCAGAGGGCGAAGGGAGCGAUGCCCUCCCCUCAGACAUGGGCAGUACUGUCCACGAGGGCCUCAUCCAGCCCAGGAAGGUGCCAAACCCGAUGCGGGAGUCCCGGAGCUACCGGGAGCUGCACCGGGAGCUGCUCUUCAGCCACAGCAGGGGGAUCCUGCCCCGGCACCGGGCUGAGCUCCCGCGGGUGCUGGAGAGCCGGCGGCGGAGGCAGCUGAGGGAGGAGCUGCGGGGACCUCCCUCGGACCUUGAGCAGCAGCUGAGCAAACGCCACCAGAGGCUGGAGCAGCACGAGCGGGAGACAUCGGUGGGACCGCCCCCGGACCCCCGCCCCGAGUUCCUGCUGGUGCGGGACCGCCUGAGGAAGAUGAAGCUGGCAGAGGCGGGUGCCCGGCAGACGUGAACAGGAGCCCGGGGGGCUGCUCCCCGGGGACCUCCGCGGGGCCGCGCUGAGUCCGUGCUGGCACCGGGAACGGCACCCAGCGCUGUCAUACCGGGAGGAGUGUGGGCCCGGCGCGGUGAGAACCCAGCGUGCCAGGGGCUGGAAUGAGCUGGCAGGGCCGGGGCAGCGGCGGGGGCAGCGCCUGCACCCCCUGCAGCUGCUCCUGCUGCCGUCCAAUAAAGGCUUCGGUCUGGGCGUCCUCAUGCAAAUGCCAGCGGGACAGGGGGCAGCGGCAGGGGGCAGCGGCAGGUGGCACCGCCCUGGCGUGCGGCGAGCCGCAGGGAGGGCAGGGCGGUGGUGGCCGGGGGCUCGGUCCCCGGUGGUGCCACCAGCCCGGAUGCAGGUCGGUGUCCACCCGAGGCCUUCAGCCAUCCGCUGGUGGCACAGAGCCUUCCUCCACCCCGGGAGCCUCCUUCUGCCCUCUCCUUUUUUGGGGUUUCUCUCUCUUGGGUUUUUCUGCUUUCCAUAACCAAAGGCCCUUCCCCCU
This is a messenger RNA of Pogoniulus pusillus (Red-fronted tinkerbird), 1096 nucleotides long. RefSeq names its product protein FAM107B-like. The transcript has 5 exons. The record is from RefSeq and is a predicted model, not a curated record. Bases 115 to 570 code for a protein of 151 amino acids. Lineage: Eukaryota; Metazoa; Chordata; Aves; Piciformes; Lybiidae.